AUGGUUCAAAGAACCGCAGAUGUGAGCCAGACCGCCCAGAUUAUCAUAUGGUUUCUGUUUGUCGUAGCGGUCUUCAGCGUCGGCGCCGGCGUGGGAACGAAAUAUGCGCUACUCCGGAGGUUCGGUUGGGAUGACAGGCUAAUGCUCUUGGCUCUGGUCAUGUCCCUUGCGCAAUGCAUCGCGAUCUCUCUAGCGGCGUCCCAAGGUAUCGGGAAGGAUAUGAGUACUUUGACCGACGAUGCGAUAAGCGGCUUUCUGAAGGCCGGAUAUGCUAGCGUCCCCUUUCAGAUUCUGACUUUCGCGGUUGUUAAAUGGUCGAUUACCAUUUUCAUCGAAUAUUUAACCCCAGAUGACCUUCACCUGUAUAUGGUCUUGGGCAUUCGAGUGACGAUCAGCUUAUGGACAAUCUCUGGAAUAUUGAGCGGCCUUUUCCAAUGCGCUUUGCCCACUCCAUGGAAUUUUCUCAAUGGUGCUCGCUGUAUAGAUCGGCGAGCUUGGUGGACUUACAUAGGAGCACUCAACAUCGCAACUGAAGUGGCAAUCAUUGUUCUGUACCUCCUUAUUCUAUGGGACCUCCACAUAUCCCAUUCGAGGAAGGUCUUUGUGCUCUCUAUCUUCUUAUCCAGAGUCCUCGUCAUCGCGGCUGUAAUUGCGCAGCUUGUCAUAUUUCACGAUUCGUAUUCAGACCCUGAUGUGACCGAGAGCUCGUGGCUCCCUAUCAUUUUGGAUCAAGUGGUCAUCUGUGUGAGUAUACUAACGGCUUGUUUGCCCUUCAUGAAGCCAUUCAUGGAAAGCCUGCAGUCGGGUAUCGUUCGUGUGGAAACGGUGGUGGGCUCUCAGGAGGAACUAUCUCAUAACAGGGCUGGGUCAAGCGCAUACUAUUUGACAGACUUCAGCAAUUCGGCUGCAUGUUCUCACCCUUCGAAUGGGUCUACUAAUAGGUCUACCAAUAGGUCGAUACCAUGA
This is a messenger RNA of Annulohypoxylon maeteangense, 966 nucleotides long. RefSeq lists its product as uncharacterized. NCBI's taxonomy places the organism in Eukaryota, Fungi, Ascomycota, Sordariomycetes, Xylariales, Hypoxylaceae. The transcript has 5 exons. The record is from RefSeq and is a predicted model, not a curated record. The coding region runs from base 1 to 966 and encodes 321 amino acids.